AUGAAGAAGAUACAUCGUAUGGACCCACAAGAUCCGAAUUCUUUUCGUCAUAAAUUUUCUUUUGUCAAUGGAAUUACUUAUCAUUAUGUAGACGAGGGAGAAGAAAAGAACGAUGUUAUAAUAUUAUGUCAUGGGUUCCCAGACUUUUGGUAUGGCUGGCGUUAUCAAAUUCCUUUCUUAGUAUCUAAGGGUUUUAGAGUAAUUGCACCUGACCUUCGAGGAUUCGGUCAAACUGAAGCGCCCCGAUGCCCACCUAACAGCCUUCAUCAAUAUGGUUUUAAGAAUAUUUGCAAGGACCUUAAAGAAAUAAUGGAUCAACUUAAGAUUAAAAAGGCAAUUUUUAUUGGACAUGAUUGGGGUACUUUUGUAGUCUGGAGAAUGUGUAUUUAUUAUUCCGAACGAGUCCGUGCUGUGGUUAGCCUUUGUACUCCUUACAUUCCACCUAACGAUACGUAUCUCAGUAAUGAGGCGUUUGCCGAAAUUUAUCCACAGUUUAAAUAUAUGAUUUAUCUUUCUCACCCAAAAGCCGAAAUUGAGUUAGAUGGCAAU
This is a messenger RNA of Cetraspora pellucida, 549 nucleotides long. NCBI's taxonomy places the organism in Eukaryota, Fungi, Glomeromycota, Glomeromycetes, Diversisporales, Gigasporaceae. The record is from the annotation of a GenBank genome assembly.